UCCGCCUCUUCUAAACACAUGACUUGAAGUACUCGGAGUUAGAUAGACCGUAGCUCUGAAAUUGCGUUUCAUUUUUAAGAUUUAUUCCAUCCAUUUUCCCGGUACGGUGCAAAAAUGAAGUUCGGUUGUUUAUGCGCGAUGUUGUGUCUCGCAGUCGGGGCGAUUGCAGGAAAGUAUUCUCGAGAAAUGAACGAUCAGAAACCGUCCGUGGACGGUAAGAGCACGGUGGAAUUUAGGAUAGCUAAACUCAACCAGGUGUGGGAGAAAGCGACCAGGAUGCAGUUACCCCCAGUGCGUCUCUCAGAGCUCCACAGUGAUCUGAAGAUCCAGGAGAAAGAUGAACUACAGUGGAAGAAGUCUAAGGCAGAAGGGAUGGAUGAGAAUGGAGAGAGAGAGGCCAAGUUACGACGUGGCUUCAACGUGAUCCUGGCUAAGUAUGGGAUGGAUGGGAAGAAGGACACCAGACCUCUAGAAUCUAACAACCUGAAGGACCAUGACAUCAGAGAAGGAGACAUGUUUGAUGACCCCAGACUGGACAAACUGUGGAGUAAGGCUAAGAGUUCUGGUAAGUUCUCAGAGGAGGAGAUGCAGAGUCUGAAGGAGUUUCAACACCACAAGGACAAGAUCAGCGAGUAUAACAUCGUCAUGGAUACCGUCAGCCGCACGGAGGAGAUCCAUAAGAAUGUGAUCUCUCCAUUAGAAGGGGAAGUUAAAGAACAUGUCCUGCAUCAGAAACACACCGACCUGAAGGACAAGAUGAGGGAUCUGAACCAGGGCUUUGAACGCCUGAGGAAACUCAGCCACGAGGGCUUCAGCGAGGACAGCGAGUUUAAAGAGCCCAGGGUGAUAGAGCUGUGGGAGAUGGCACAGAGAGCCAACCUGACUGGGGAUGAACUGGACUCGCUCAAGGAGGAACUGAAGCACUUUGAGACCAAGGUAGAGAAGCACAGCCACUACCAGGAACAGUUAGAGUUAUCCCACCAGAAGCUCAGACAUGUAGAAGCUCUAGGAGACAACGACCACAUCCUGAGAAACCAGGAGAGAUACAAUAACCUGGCCGAGAAGACCAGAGAGAUGGGAUACAAGAUGAAGAAGCACAUGCAGGAUUUAACCAGCAAGAUCUCCCGUAAAGGACUGGACCGUAACGAACUGUAAGGGGUUCCUCAGACGAGGCCCUGGGGGACGACGACGACAGAAGGCUGUGUGUUUUCAACAUCAGGACUCGAAACAACAAAUGAAGUCUUUCUUCGUGUUUUUCUUGCUACAGUGGUUCAGAGUGUGGCGAUCGAUGCUGCUGUCAUGACAACCCUACGAUGGAACUUCUAAUCUGCCUGUCUAUAUAUACACACACACACACACACACACACUUCCGUCCACAUUACUCUUUUGUAGACUACUUUAAUGAAAUCAGUGUUUUUCCGCGUAAA
Molecule: messenger RNA, 1427 nt
Organism: Oncorhynchus nerka (sockeye salmon)
Lineage: Eukaryota; Metazoa; Chordata; Actinopteri; Salmoniformes; Salmonidae
Product: alpha-2-macroglobulin receptor-associated protein-like
Biological process (GO): negative regulation of very-low-density lipoprotein particle clearance; negative regulation of receptor internalization
Cellular component (GO): endosome; endoplasmic reticulum-Golgi intermediate compartment; plasma membrane
Molecular function (GO): heparin binding; very-low-density lipoprotein particle receptor binding; low-density lipoprotein particle receptor binding
Source: RefSeq, a predicted model, not a curated record